Trichoderma breve is the source of this 780-nucleotide messenger RNA. RefSeq names its product polysaccharide lyase domain-containing protein. The transcript has a single exon. Lineage: Eukaryota; Fungi; Ascomycota; Sordariomycetes; Hypocreales; Hypocreaceae. The record is from RefSeq and is a predicted model, not a curated record. Bases 1 to 780 code for a protein of 259 amino acids.
AUGAGUCUUAUCAAAUCGCUCGCCGUCGCUCUCGCGGCCUUGCCCCUCGGCUUCGCAACGCAAACUUUCCAGAAUAGCGGCACCAAAGCUGGAUUCGACUAUGUCCUCACAGAGAACAAGGGCCAAGUCCUUGAGGUGUCUGACAUCACAUACAAAGGCUCCUCGGCUCUCCUGAUGCAACAAACCUUUACACCAGGCUACACAGGCCGAUAUCACUCUGAGGUUUAUCACAACCAGGGAUAUAAGCGUGGUGAUGAGCUGUUCUACGGCUUCAUGUUCCGAUUAUCUUCAGCUUGGGAGUUUGAUCAGCAAUCAUACAACAUUGCUCAGUUCAUUGCUGAUCGACCUGGCGCUGGCUGUGAAGACGAUGAUUGGAUGCCCUCAUCGCUCAUUUGGAUCGAGGGCAACCAGCUCAACUCUCGAAUUGUCAGCGGCAACUACAAACAGCCAGAUUGCAGCCGCAGUUUCACCGGCACGGGAAAUAUUGCGACAGUAUCCGCCGGCGUGUGGCACAAGGUCAUCAUCCAAGCCAAGUGGGCUAGCGACAGCUCAGGUUACUACAAGAUGUGGUUCGAUGGCAAUAAGGUCUACGAGCACUACAAUAUUGCUACAACCACAAAUGACGACUACGAGUUUGCAUUCCGUGUCGGCCUUUACGCCAACGGCUGGCACGACAACAACCACCAGAUGGUUGGUAACCAGGGAUUCCGCCAAAUCUGGUAUGACGAGGUUGCUGUUGGCACCACUUUUAAGGAUGUGGACCCCGAUCAGUACGAGUAA